AUGAUGCGCGAGACGAACGAUAAGACGAGCGUCGAGUAUCAACGCAUGUCGUGGGACGCGCUGAAGAAAUCGAUCAAUGGAUUGGUGAAUAAGGUGAACGCGUCGAACGUGCAACACGUGGUGCCGGAGCUGUUUCAGGAGAAUUUGAUACGCGGGCGGGGAUUGUUCGCGAGGAGCGUGAUGAAGUCUCAGAUGGCGUCGCCGCAGUUUAGUGGUGUGUUCGCCGCGCUGGUGGCGGUGGUGAACACGAAGUUUCCUGAAAUCGGCGAGUUGAUCGCGAAGAGAUGCGUUUUGCAGUUUAGACGGGCGUAUAAGAGGAACGAUAAGCCGGUGUGCGUGGCGGCGACGAGGUUUUUGGCGGCGCUGAUUAAUCAACAGAUCAUUCACGAGUUGAUAGCACUAGAGUUAUUGACUGUGUUGCUAGGCACUCCCACGGACGACAGCGUAGAGGUUGCGAUUGAUUUUGUCAAGGAGUGCGGCUUCACGCUCCAAGAGCUCACGCCGCAAGGUUUGCACGGCAUCUUUGAGCGAUUUAGAGGAAUUUUACACGAAGGUGAGAUCGACAAGCGCGUUCAGUUUAUGAUCGAAGGGUUGUUCGCGUUUCGAAAAGGUGGAUUCGAGGGGAAAAAGGGGGUCUCUCCCGAGCUAGAUUUGGUCGACGAGGACGACCAAAUCGUGCACGAAAUCGGCUUGGACGACGAGAUGCAAGCGCAGCCUGGUUUGGAUGUGUUCAAAGAAGAUCCCGAGUUUGAGGAAAACGAGCGUCGAUAUGCAGACAUUCGCAAGGAAAUUCUCGGUGAAUCGAGCUCGAGCUCGAGCGAUAGCGACAGCGACAGCGACAGUGGCGAUGGCAAGGUCGAAAUCGCGGAUCUCACGGAGACAAAUCUCGUAAACCUCCGAAGGACGAUUUAUCUCACCAUCAUGUCUUCGUUAGAUUUCGAAGAAGCUGGGCAUAAAUUGAUGAAGCUCAACAUUCCGCCGGGCGCCGAAGUAGAGUUGUGCACGAUGCUCGUUGAAUGUGCGUCGCAGGAGCGCACCUACUUGCGGUACUACGGUUUGCUCGCGCAACGGUUUUGUUUCAUCCACAAAAUCUACCCGCAACUGUUCGACGAAGUUUUCAUGAAGCAGUACAGUACGAUUCACCGUUUGGAGACAAACAAGCUUCGCAACGUGGCAAAAUUCUUUGCGCACUUACUCGCCACCGACGCCAUGUCGUGGACGUGUCUGGCAUACAUCCAACUCACCGAGGAAGCUACGACGUCAAGUUCACGAAUUUUUAUCAAGAUUCUGUUCCAAGAACUCGCAGAGGCGCUCGGUUUGAAGCAGCUCAACGAAAAGAUGCAAAAUCCUGAAAUGCGUGAGUACUUCCAAGGCAUCAUGCCCAAGGACGAGCCUCGCAACACGCGGUUUAGCAUCAACUUUUUCACCUCCAUCUCUCUUGGUGCGCUUACUGAGGACAUGCGUGAGUGGUUGAAAACAGCUCCCAAGACGGUGCCGAAGCGCUCUAGGAGCUCGUCGAGUUCGUCGAGUUCAAGCUCCAGUUCGUCGAGCUCGAGCUCCAGUUCGUCGAGUUCGACCUCCGGGUCGCGUAGUUCGUCGAGUUCAUCCAGUGGAUCGAGCUCGCAUAGUUCAUCGUCCUCGCGCUCGCGCUCCAGGGACAGGCGUCGUAAGCGAUCUAGAAGACGUUGA
This is a messenger RNA of Ostreococcus lucimarinus CCE9901, 1689 nucleotides long. RefSeq lists its product with no specific name. Gene Ontology annotation, molecular function: RNA binding; protein binding. The coding region runs from base 1 to 1689 and encodes 562 amino acids. Gene Ontology annotation, cellular component: catalytic step 2 spliceosome. The record is from RefSeq and is a predicted model, not a curated record. NCBI's taxonomy places the organism in Eukaryota, Viridiplantae, Chlorophyta, Mamiellophyceae, Mamiellales, Bathycoccaceae. Gene Ontology annotation, biological process: mRNA splicing, via spliceosome. The transcript is spliced from 3 exons.